AACUACAGCAGCAAAAGGAGCAAUAAAGAAGAGACAAAACAGCUGCCCCCUCCCCUGAAUUCAAGCUGCUGCAAAUCAAAAGCAUGCCAGUUUGCCACGGCUCUCCUCCACUCCCCACCACCACUUCUUCCAUGGCUUUCUUCCUCCUGCUGCUGCUGGCUACUGCUUCAGCCACAGAAGUCGCCACUUCCCAAUCUCCCACCAUCACCGACUGCACUCCAGGGCUGCUCCAACUCACCCCGUGCUCCCCAUUCGUGCAAGGCCUCUCUGCUUCACCACUCCAAUCAUGCUGCAGCAACCUCCUUCAGCUCUACCACCGCCAGCCUUCAUGCCUCUGCCUCGUCCUCAACGCCCCUGACUUCGGCGGCUUCCCCAUCAACACAACCCUCGCCUCUCGCCUUCCUUUCCUCUGCGACCUCCAUGUCGAUCCUUCUGCUGCUUGUUCUUCGCAAGUUCCUCCAGCGGGUGCAAAUCUCCCUGCCUCUCCUCGAGUUGCACACACCAAUUCGUCUACAGAUUCAAUUGGACAUCACCCUAAUUCCACUGUUCCAGCCUUCCCUGUGAUUCAAGCUGCGCCAAGACCAGCCGUGAUGGGGAUUGGGGGGAGCUCACGUAUUGGCGUUGGAAGACAAGUCCCCAUGAUGCUUCUUCUGGUGUGCCUGUGGCAGUUUUUUUUCGUCUUGCUGUGAUCAGUUAAUUGUCUAGGUUUAAGUCUGGCAUCCUUAAUAGGUGUUCAAAGGAUGUCCGAGGUGGCAAUGUCUUACCUAUUGUUGUUAUUCUUUAUCUAGAUUAGACAUCGUCUAUUCGUCUUCAGGGUAUCAAAUUUAACUUAACCGUGUCUCAAGUUGCUUACGCUCUGUGAUCAGUUAAUCUUAAGUGUUUUGGG
Linum tenue is the source of this 886-nucleotide messenger RNA. NCBI's taxonomy places the organism in Eukaryota, Viridiplantae, Streptophyta, Magnoliopsida, Malpighiales, Linaceae. The record is from the annotation of a GenBank genome assembly.